Oncorhynchus mykiss (rainbow trout) is the source of this 4138-nucleotide messenger RNA. Lineage: Eukaryota; Metazoa; Chordata; Actinopteri; Salmoniformes; Salmonidae. The record is from RefSeq and is a predicted model, not a curated record.
UUACCAGGGAUACCGAUGAAAGCGACGUCGAUGUUCUGCAACGAAAGCUGGCUUGUGAAUUUAGUUUAUGAAGGAAACCCAUAGUUAUGAGAUGCAAUAUAUUCUCACCUAUGAAUGUAUUUUGCGCGGAGUUUGCUAGCUAUAUUCUACAAUAGUUUGUUUGUCAACGGUGACUGAAUCUCCAGCUAGCUAACGUUACUUCCAUAAGCUAGCUAGCAAGUUGCUAUCGUUUGCUCUCUAACAUUGCUAGCUGGCUAAUGUUAGCUUUAGCAAGCAAAUUCUAGUGAACGUGUGUUGGGUCACUUGGCAGCAACGAUGUUUAUUUAUCUCAGUAAGAAGAUUGCCAUCCCCAACAACAUACGGCUGAAGUGUGUGUCAUGGAACAAAGACCAAGGCUUUAUAGCCUGUGGAGGGGAUGAGGGUCUUCUCAAAGUCCUGAAGCUGGAGACACAGACAGACGAUGCCAAACUCAAAGGACUUGCAGCACCCAGCAAUUUGUCAAUGAAUCAGACACUUGAAGGCCACAGUGGUGCAGUCCAGGUUGUGACGUGGAAUGAGCAGUACCAGAAGCUCACCACGAGUGACCAGAAUGGUCUCAUUAUUGUGUGGAUGCUCUACAAAGGCUGCUGGUACGAGGAGAUGAUUAACAACAGGAACAAGUCCGUGGUGAGGAGCAUGAGUUGGAAUGCAGACGGCCAGAAGAUUUGUAUUGUUUACGAGGACGGGGCAGUCAUUGUUGGAUCUGUAGAUGGUAACCGAAUCUGGGGGAAAGAGCUCAAGGGAAUUCAGCUCGCUCACGUGGCCUGGUCGCCAGAUAGCAAGAUCCUCCUUUUUGGGAUGGCCAAUGGGGAAAUCCACAUCUACGACAAUCAGGGAAACUUCAUAAUGAAGAUGACGGUCAGCUGUCUGCACAACGUGACUGGAGCCAUCAGUAUCGCAGGGAUCCACUGGUACGCAGGGUCAGAGGGCUACGUGGAGCCAGACUGCCCCUGCCUGGCCAUCUGCUUCGAUAACGGACGGUGUCAGGUCAUGCGAUACGAGAGUGAUGAAAGCCCAGUGUUCAUAGACACACUGAUGAACGUGGCCAGUAUCCAGUGGAACCAGUGUGGCAGCGUGCUGGCUGUGGCAGGCUCCCUGAGGGGCAUGGAGAAGGAGGUCAACGUGGUGCAGUUCUACACCCCAUUCGGAGAGCAUUUGAGAACAUUGAAGGUACCUGGCAAGCAGAUGACAGAGGUGGCUUGGGAAGGGGGAGGACUGAGGAUUGGACUGGCUGUUGACUCCUACAUUUACUUUGCCAACAUAAGGCCCGAUUACAAGUGGGGCUACUGCUCCAACACAGUGGUGUAUGCCUAUACCAAGCCUGACCGGCUGGAGUACUGUGUGGUGUUCUGGGACACCAAGAACAACGAGAAGUUUGUCAAGUACGUCAAGAGCCUCAUGUCCAUCACCACGUCUGGAGACUUCUGCAUCCUGGCCACCAAGGCAGAUGACACACACCCACAGGAGGAUGCUGACGUAGAGUCGGGAAAUAAUGCCAUGUAUGUGCUGGUUCUCUGUAACUCCAUUGGGACCCCACUGGAUUCAAAAUACAUUGACAUUGAUCCUCUGUUCGUGACCAUGACUAAGACCCAUGUGAUCGCUGCGUCCAAGGAGGCUUUCUACACCUGGCAGUACCGCGUGGCCAAGAAGCUAACUGCCAUGGAGAUCAACCAGGUGUCCAGGACCAGGAAGGAAGGUAGGGAGAGGGUUUAUCAUAUUGAUGAUAGUCCAUCUGGGACCACUGAGGGCCCCCUGGACUUUGCCAAGGCCUUCACUGCAACACGAGACCCCAUUUGUUGCAUCACAGCAACAGACAAGACACUGAUUGUGGGCCGUGAGUCUGGUACCAUACACAAAUACAGCCUCCCUAACGUUGCUCUGGUGCAGAAAUACUCCUUGAACUACCGGGCCUACCAGCUCUCACUCAACUGUACCUCCAGCCGCCUGGCGAUUAUUGAUAUUUCGGGAGUGCUGACGUUUUUGGACCUGGAGGUGCGUUCGUCUUCGGAUGAUGGCUCUGGAAGCCAGGCGGGGACAGGCGACCCCUCCAAGUUUGAGCGUAAGGACGUCUGGGACAUGCUGUGGGCCAAUGACAACCCUGAUCUGUUUGCCAUGAUGGAAAAGACCAGGAUGUACGUGUUCAGGAACCUGGACCCAGAGGAACCCAUUCAAACGUCUGGAUACAUUUGCAACUUUGAAGACCUGGAAAUCAAAUCGGUCCUGCUAGAUGAAAUCAUGAAGGAUCCGGAGAGGCCGAACAAGGAUUACCUCAUCAACUUUGAGAUCCGUUCCCUCCGCGACAGCCGCGCGCUGAUCGAGAAAGUGGGCAUAGAGGACGCCUCCCAGUUCAUCGAAGACAACCCUCACCCCAGACUCUGGCGCCUAUUGGCCGAGGCGGCCCUCCAGAAGCUGGACCUGAAGACGGCUGAGCAGGCUUUUGUCCGCUGUAAGGACUACCAGGGCAUCGAGUUCGUCAAGAGCCUGGGCAACCUGCAGAGCGAAGCCAUGAAACAGGCCGAGGUGGCGGCCUACUUCGGCAGGUUCGAGGAGGCCGAGAGAAUGUACCUGGACAUGGAUCGCAGGGACCUGGCUAUCAGCCUGAGGAUUAAGCUGGGGGACUGGUUCCGCGUCCUUCAGCUCCUAAAGACGGGAUCAGGUGACUGUGAUGAUGCCCUGCUGGAGCAGGCGUACAAUGCCAUCGGGGACUACUUUGCAGACCGACAGAAGUGGGUUAAUGCGGUCCAAUACUACCUUCAGGGGCGCAACCAGGAGAGGCUGGCAGAGUGUUACUACAUGCUGGAGGAUUACGAUGGACUGGAACGACUGGCUAGUUCUCUACCGGAGAACCACAAACUGCUACCGGACAUCGGCCAGAUGUUUGUCACCGUAGGCAUGUGUGAGCAGACGGUGAACGCCUACCUGAAGUGCAACCAGCCCAAGGCUGCUGUCGACGCCUGCGUUCAUCUAAAUCAGUGGAACAAAGCUGUGGAACUGGCCAAAAACCACAACAUGAAAGAGAUCAACUCUCUUCUGGCCAAGUAUGCCUCUCACCUGCUGGAGAAGAACAAGCCUUUGGAGGCCGUGGAGUUGUACCGUAAAGCCCAUCAUUUCCUAGAAGCAGCUAAACUCAUGUUCAAGAUAGCGGAUGAGGAGGCUAAGAGGAGGACCCGGCCAUUGAGGGUGAAGAAGCUGUAUGUGCUGGCAGCCCUGCUAGUGGAGAACUACCACAGCCAAGUGAAGACCUCCCAGCAGAACAAGGCCAAAGGGAAGACGUCAGAGGCUACAUCUGCUCUAGCUGGCCUGCUGGAGGAGGACGCCACCUCCUCAGACAACCGCAUGGUGGACAGCGCCUGGCGUGGGGCCGAGGCCUACCACUUCUUCCUGCUGGCUCAGAGGCAGCUGUACGAAGGCUACAUGGUGAAAGCCAUGAAGACAGCUCUCCACCUACGGGACUACGAGGACAUCAUCCCAGUGGUUGAGAUCUACUCCCUGCUGGCCAUCUGCUCGUCAGCCAACCGGGCUUUCAGUACGUGUUCCAGAGCUUUCAUCAAGCUGGAGUCCCUGGAGAGCCUGAGCCUUGAGCAGAGACAGCUCUACGAAGACCUGGCUCUGGAGAUCUUCACCAAACACAGCCCCAAGAACAACCACAUGUCUGGACUGGACAACGCUCCUGAGGGGGCUGAGGGGAAGCUGCCCACCUGCAUCGUGACCGGCUGGACAAUCUCAGAGUACCAGUUCUGGAUGUGCAGCGUGUGUAAGCACUGUGCACUGGAAAACGAGAUUGGCAGCCACAACUUCUGCCCUCUGUGCCACAGCUCGCUGGCAUAAAGUCCAAGAUCUUUAAGUCAAUCAGUACUGCAAACUUUUGAGUUUCCAAGGAUAAGCCCCAAGAACAGGGCAGGUACGACGCAUACAUUGGCUCACACUACACUCAGGCUAAAUAAAUACGGUGCCUUCAGAAUUAAUUUAUAGCCCUUGAUUUAUUCCACAUUUUGUUGUUACAGCCUGAAUUCAAAAUGGAUUUAAAAAAAAUCUCACCCAUCUACACACAAUACCCCAUAAUGACGAAGUGAAAACUGGUUUUUAGAAAUGUUUGCUA